Messenger RNA from Candidozyma auris, 1641 nucleotides. RefSeq lists its product as uncharacterized. The coding region runs from base 1 to 1641 and encodes 546 amino acids. The record is from RefSeq and is a predicted model, not a curated record. Lineage: Eukaryota; Fungi; Ascomycota; Pichiomycetes; Serinales; Metschnikowiaceae. The transcript is spliced from 2 exons.
AUGAAGAACCAGGAUCAAAUUGUGAAAAACCUACUAGCAGAUUUUGGUGUAGUUCUCGAAAAAGCAGACACGCUUGAAGUCACCAAACAAGAUGUCGUUCCCGAAAAAUUUCUUGAAAAGUCGCCUGAGUUGAUCCUUGAGUCUUUACGCAAGCAUCUGGAAAGUCACCCCAACGCAAAGAAAACUUCUAUCAGACACAAACUCGACCAACUGAAAUAUACCUCGCCGUACCAGAUUUAUCAUGAUAUUGUUGUUGCCUGUACUCUGGAAAUAUCAAAGCACGAGAUAGGCACUGCUGAUUACAAAAGUAUUGAUUAUUUCUACAAGUUUGUGACUGAGCUCUUGCUAAGAGAAACUGGGCGUUUGGGCUUACAGAUAAAUAAAGAUGAUGAUGAUGUCAGUGAGGACCCCGAAGAUGUACUCAACAUUUUGCGUGAAAACUUCGACAAAAUCUCUAAGAGCUACACCGUUGCUAAUGGCGAAACAAUUGUUUAUAUGAAUAAGGUUGAGGAGCCUCCAACUCCCGCCUACCACAGUCUUUACACGGGCCAGCCUCAACCUCCAUCGGAACCGAAGUUCAAGACACAGCCGCUCUUCUCUAGUUUAACGGGUAAAUCCGCACUUGAUACAAGGAAUACAAUUGUUCCCGACCCAUAUCAUUUGGCUAAAGUUGUGGGCUCGACGAAGUCUAUCAUCACCAAUACGGAAAGUUUGAAGAGUUUCGGUAAUCCUACACUUAGAACUCCAGCAGCAGGGCAUACUGGCGGUCAGGUUUUGGAUAACUUUUUUCAUCCCAACUGGUAUACGCUAGAAGCUCCAAGCUGGUUGAUAUACAAGCAGAAGGCUCUCAAGCCACCUGUGGAGUCCACGUUAGUCAAGGAGACUUUCGACAACGAGUUACGUACGUUCGAGAGAGUAUCCCAAACCAUCAGAUCUUUCGGGCCCACCACUGAUCUGAGAAAGUCUGUUUUGAGCUCGGAACUCAGAAACUCUGUCUGGUUUAAUCACUUCGGCCUCAAGAAAUUGGAUGCGAUAAAGCAAGCGUACUACGGACCAAAAGAGAAAUCCAAGUCAAUCAGUGAAACAUCUAGAGAAAUUCAAAACGCUGAGGAUGCUAUGGAUGAGGACCGUAUAACAGACCUGAUUAUACCAGAGGCUAACGGCAAUGAUAUUGCUCGUAGCGUUGAACCAGUUUUUAAAUCGGGCGAAAUCAAGCUCGAAAAUCUCGUGUACUAUAGACCUGAAGUUGCGUCAAUGAUAGAGGAGUUGAAAAAAGAUAAGGACAUAAUCAAGAGGUCGCCCUCGAAGAUCCAAAAGUUGAUAUCCUUUGAUCUUUUGAGACUAAACAAGUUACGCCAAGUGAGAUUUUCCCAGCAGUCUGCUGCGAAUAAAAACACUCCAACAACUGCUGAAGUUGUCCUUUACAAAAAAAUUAUGAAGCUUCUCACUAUCCUUCUUCAAUCGAAUGUCGGUCAGGACCAGUCAUUCACGCAUGAGGUAAGUAAAAAGAUUCCUGUUCUUCUCAAUGAGUACCCAGGUGUUUUGCCAGGGCAUAUGCCUUCUUCUUCAUCUGCAAUGCACAAGACAGCUAGACUAGCGGGUGUUAGAGGGCCCUACAAAAAAAAGAAGGGUUUCAUGUAA